Molecule: messenger RNA, 1182 nt
Organism: Caenorhabditis angaria
Lineage: Eukaryota; Metazoa; Nematoda; Chromadorea; Rhabditida; Rhabditidae
Source: the annotation of a GenBank genome assembly
AUGAUAAAUCUCUCACUUAUUUUUCUAAUAAUUUUAUCGAUUUUUUCAAAGUUUACCUAUCAAAAUACGAUUUGUUUACCGGAGAGACGAAAUUUUAAAGUCUAUUAUCCUUGUGAACAUCCAAAAGCUCAGAGUGGGUUUUUUUCAAGAAAAAUAAAGAAUAAAAAUGGAAGAGUGAGAAUUUAAGAAAAUGAUCGAAUGGAUAUGGAAGCUAUGAUGAGAGGAGAACCUUCAGAAUUUGCCCGAUCUGGAUUCUACGACAGAAUGUUUAGGUGAGUGAAAUGAGCCCUCCCCAAAACCCCAAACUCACUGAAUUCUGAUCCUUUGAAGAAUUUAUUCUUGAUCGGGUUUUCUUCGAGCAAUACUGACACAUUUUUUGAUUUUUCGAAAAUUUCAUCCAAGGUUGACGUCUUAAGAAUGUUUCGUUGUUCUUCUGAAAUGUUAAACAUUUUUAAAAAUCAUCAAAAAAAAUGUGCAGUCUGCGGUGUGGUCGCGCUAGUACAAAAGAUUCAGAGAUAGAAGAGACGAAAAGAUAAUGAAAUUUCUCAACUAGAACAUAUUUUUGAACGACAGAAAAAAUAAAAGAUGGAGCGAAAUGGUAGAUCAAAAAAGCAAAGACUGAAUUAUUCCCUUUGUAGAACAUUUUUAAAAAGAAUUAAUUUUUUUUGUUUUUUUGAUCUACUUUUUCGCUCCAUCUUUUAUUUUUUCUGUUGUUCAAAAAUAUUUUCUAGUUGAGAGAUUCAUUCCACGUUCACAAUAUAUUUUUGAAUUAUUAUUGCGAAAGGUGCCAAUAAUUGAAAAAUAGAAACGUUUUUGAAUUUUUCUCGCUUUUUUUUUCUCCAUAUUUUAAACAUCUCAUUUUUCUGAGCCUUCUAUUUAACCCAACUCACUUCUCACAGAACUUUUUAGUCAUCAAAUACUUAUAAAAAUCAAUAAAAUCAGAAAUAACCAACUCCUUGAUCAAAAUUUGACGUGAUAAUAUUAUAAAAACGUGGUUUAUUAUUUUUUAAACACUUCUUUUUUCCCCAUUUCGAUUUUAUUUCCAGACAAGCCAAUCUUCCACAAGUCUACGAUGAUAAAUAUAUAAAUUAUCCAAACUAUGGCUAUAAUCCAAAUCUUCAAUUAACUGGACCUUAUAGAUACAGUAAUUGGUAUUAUCGAAACAAUUGGAAUCAACCAUAA